Molecule: messenger RNA, 2417 nt
Organism: Bombus impatiens (common eastern bumble bee)
Lineage: Eukaryota; Metazoa; Arthropoda; Insecta; Hymenoptera; Apidae
Gene: dsd
Product: attractin-like
Exons: 3
Coding region: 398-697 (99 amino acids)
Source: RefSeq, a predicted model, not a curated record
CGUGAGAGCCGCGCGGUGGAGACCGCACACUCUCGACUCUCGACUUCGGCAGUCGCUCAGAGAAUAAAGCGAGUUGCAUCGAAAACGCGAGCGAGAAAGGUGCCCCAUAUGUAUCUCGUCCGGUGCGUCGCCGUCGGCCAUUGUCUCUGACAUGGAAGCCUAUCAAAAUGGCAGAGGUCGUGCAGAUGUUUUUGUUCCUAUAUAAAUCGAAAUACCGUCGGAAAGGGCAGUGCCGUGAGGUGGUACGGGAUCAGUGCGGUGUAAUUGCAGUGUCGUGGCCGAUACUGUGGGCGGCGCUGAUCUGUUGGGUGGUGCACGUAACUGCGGCCGCCUCCUCCUCCUCGUCGUCGCUGACGACGGAAACGACCUGCGACACGGACAGUUGCGUCAACGGGGAAUGUGUCAAUGGCACCUGCGUGUGCCACGAGGGCUGGCAGGGCCUGGCGUGCCAAUUCUGCGGCGGAAAAGUCAGACUAUCGUACAUUUGAUUUUCUACGAAGGAACUCAUAGGGAAAACUAUGAAAUUAUAUGUAUAUCUGGAGAUACGACGGGAGAAAUAAACAGGAAGGUGUUUCUAACAAAUACAUCGAUAGAAGAAGUUUAUACGAAAUUAUACGUGCCAAGAUACGACUGGAGAAACAAACAGGCUAACUGUACAUUCCGUGGUGCCUGUGCAACGGUAUUGACGGGUUUUUAGGUCGACUCGGUCUAUUCAGAGGCUUUGAUCGUCUUCCUAUAAACCCUUUUACCGAGGAGAUACGUAAAUAAAUAGUGCAAGAGAGCGCGGAACGUGAGUACGCGCGACUUCCUCGGAUUUAAUUGCUGUGCCGUGUGUGCGCGUCUCAUGGUCCUUCGUUCAGAAGAGGGAUAGAAGAGGGGGUGUUCGGUCAUUGUCUGCGGCCGUGGUUGACAAUGAGGAGUUAGGAAGUAAUCGGGACAUUAGCGAAUCUAACGGUGACGGUGACGGUGACGGUGACGGCGACAGUGACCGCGGAAAUACACGACCCGUCGUAUUUUAAGACUUAACUCGAGUCGGGAGAUUAGAUUUUGCGUGGAUCGAUCGCGACGGGUUUAAACUUGACAGGGAAACUACGGUUUCCGCCACUGUCAAGGCUGGUUUGAUUUUUACGCGCGCUUAACGUAAUAAUCCCAUCGUAAACGAACACCGACGAUAAUCAUAUUGGAUAGGAUCGAGUCGUGCGCUUCAGCGUACUUGUGCAAUGUUUAUUGUAAAAUCGUACGUAGACACUCGAGAACACUCGACGUCUCUGUCAUGCGUUGAGCAAUUGCGGUGAAAUCUGACGCGAACGUCGCUUGGGAACUACUCUCUCUUUGUCGCAUUUUGUACUUUGCUUCGUUGUAUCGGGAUACAGAGAAGUUGAUAACGGUCGCUCGAGUCCGAACACGUUGGGGUAUCUGCAUUGAAAAGCUACUAAACAAUAUUGUUUUUAUAUCUCAAUUAUCUCGUCAGAGUUUUCAAUGUGACCGAUUAGUAAUUUUUAUAGAUUCACGACGAAGCAGUUUUACACAGUUUAACGAAUUGUUCUAUAAUAUGCGAAUGAAUGUUAGUGUUUCUCUUUACGUUAUAUAAUUAUCCGUAUACCUUUCAUUUGAAUUCCACACGUUUUCUACUUUAGUCGCUGAUAAUCUUAGCGAUCAUCGAGAUAAUCUGUUAUCUAUAUCGUUUAGAUGCACAGUAAGCAGAUGGUGCAACUUUUUUAUGUAAAAAUAAAAUUAAAAAAAAAUUGACUUUUCAACGUAAACACCCCACUGUGGACAGGUUACGUUUUUAUGAAACGUAUCACGAAUACAUACAUACCAUUUUCUCUAAGUUCUAUAAAUAUUGUCUGGACUCGACAAAGGAACAGUUUCGGCAAAGAAUUCCUAAAGAUUCGCCUACGUGUGCCCGAUCGUAUUUCACCAAUGAACACUAUACAUUAUACAUUGUACGUUACGCUCGCGUGCUUCGCGAUAAUACGUAGUAUAUAUGUAGUAUACUCCUGAAAAGUUCGAAGUCAUAUCUGGCUCGUGAACGGAGUUAUGACACUUGGCUGACUGUAAUUGGGUUAUUUGAAAUUUGAAUUUUAACUUUGAACAAAACCGAAGAAUACAUUUUUAAUAUUGUUUUCUACGCACACGUAUGUAUGUGUGCCUGUUAUAUGAUUUAUACAUGUUAAAUACACGUACAUAUAAUACAUAUAACUAAGAAUUUAUUUUCGCACUGGCAUUAUGCGCGAUUUUUGUUAGCGAUUAUAAUUCCUACCGUUUAUGAAAAUGUUAUAAAAUGAAAUUUUAUAUGCAGCAAUCGUUACUUAAAAUCGUACAUCUAGCAAUUUAAAUAGGUCUGAAAAUCCAUUUAAACGAUUAAAGUUCAUAUAAAGAGAUAUAGUUUAAUACUUCUUUAUUUGAUUCGUAAU